UCUCUCAUGAAUAAAUAAAUAAAAUCUUAAAAAAAAAGAAUUUGUCAUACUGAAUGUGUGUUUGUAACAUCUAAUAGUUGCAAAGGUAACCCACAUAAAUGUAAAACACAUACAUGUUCGUGGAGCGUGGUCGGGGCCAGGACUGGGCAGCUGGUACAUUUUUGACUCUUCCUGGCAGGAGCUUCUGCCAAGCUCUGUAUUUUGCUCAGCCCCAUCCCAAGCGCCCUGGCUCCUGGUGUUGGGGCCCUGAUGGUUCACGGGCAUCUACCCGAGCUAGUCAUGUGUUUCUGUGCAUCUGUCAGUGGCCCUCGGAAACUGUUUUGUUGAUCUGGUUAGAAAGAACAAUCUGAUAAAAAUGCCGUCUCCUGUUCUCUGCUAAAUCAGAUUUUACAAUAAAGAACCUAGAUUUUGGUGGCAUUUGCAAAGUGCUGUUCACUGGCUAUCACUCUCUAUCUGGUGGUGGAAAAGGAAGGAGAAACUGAAGUACAGGUAUGUGUGUGUGUAUUCCUUUGAUUUGCCAGGUCCCUGUUAAGUUUUGACCCUGGAGAGAGAGGCCUGCGUGUCACACGUCUAUCCAACUGCCCAUCUCCAAAUUGUCUUUUUUGUUGUUGUUAAAUUAACUGCAUUUUCAAAAGAUAAGUUAGGCCAGGAACUCUGCAAAUUGCAAGGAGAUUUCUAGCCAGAGUCCUUGGUAGGCUUCAGCUGACACCUGAGAGCUGGGUAUAUAGGGAUUGACCCCAUGGCCCAUGAAGAAAGGACCCGUAACAGUUUAAGUUGGUCAGGAGUGAUGACAAGGAUCACAGAAAACAUCCAGCAUAUACUGUGGCUUGGAGACUCAAGACAGACCCCUGUGGAUGAGGAGCCUGGAGCUGCCAUACCUUCUGGGGCCCUAGGACUCUUAGACUCCCUCACUGAUGUGGUGCCUGCCCCGACCCCACCUCAGGCCACACUUGACCCCCACACUCACCAUGGCCUCAGGAGUACUGGCAGAGCCCAGGAGUACUGUGGGCGUUGUAUUCUGGUGACCACGUGGUCAUUCUCUGGGGACCAUUGACUGCCCGCACUUUGGAGCAGACCUAGAUGGCAGGUUGCCCUGGGUUCAAGCUUAGGUGUUACAACGCCCUAACUUGUUUGUAGUGGGCAACUGACCUUGGGCCAGUCUUUGAACCUCUUGGACUUAGUGUCUUGUCUGUAAAAUGAGAUACACAUACCUUUCUCUCGGUGGUUUAUUUUAUUUUUGGUUCAAAGAACUAUCUUUAAUUCUGCUUUAUUCAAAUGUAGUCAUUAAAUCCAUUGAGUUACUUUUGGCUUUCUAAAUGUAUUGUUUCUUUUUAUAAAUUUAUUUUAUUAUUUUUAUCUUUAUGUUUUUAUUUAUUCAUGAGAGACAGAGAGAGAGAGAAACAGAGACACAGGCAGAGGGAGAAGCAGGCUCCAUGCAGGGAGCCCAAUGUGGGACUCGAUCUUGGGACUCCAGGAUCAUGACCUGAGCUGAAGGCAGAUCAGGAGCGGUGCCGAGAAAAAUUUCCUUACUAGAUGACAUUUCAUCGCAAUGUCCGAUCGUUUGGGGCAAAUAACCAAGGGCAAGGAUGGGAAAAGCAAGUAUUCGACUCUCAGCCUGUUUGAUAAGUAUAAAGGAAAAUCAGUAGACGCGGUCAGAUCCUCAGUUAUUCCUAGACAUGGCUUACAGAGUCUCGGGAAGGUUGCCACAGCCCGGCGCAUGCCACCGCCUGCAAACCUGCCAAGCUUGAAGUCUGAGAACAGAGGAAACGACCCCAACAUCGUUAUAGUUCCCAAGGACGGGACGGGAUGGGCAAACAAGCAGGAUCAGCAAGACCCAAAGAGUUCCAGUGUGACGGGCUCUCCGCCGCCGGAGUCGCUGCCGCAGCCGGGUUUGCAGAGGCCUGUCUCCAGCUUACAGAAGCCGACACAGCCGAGCAGCCAGGAGAACACAAAUUCAGUGCCAGGUGGACCAAAGUCAUGGGCACAGCUGAAUGGAAAGCCAGCAGGACACGAAGGUGGUUUAAGGGGCUCAAGCCGACUGUUAUCCUUCUCUCCCGAGGAGUUUCCGACGCUGAAAGCAGCUGGAGGGCAGGACAAGGCUGGCAAGGAAAGGGGCGUCUUCGAUCUGUCGUAUGGGCCAGGACCAAGCCUCCGCCCUCAGAAUGUGACAAGCUGGAGGGAGGGCGGUGGGCGAAACAUAAUUUCUGCCACGUCUCUGAGCGCCUCCCCAACUGAGCUGGGCAGCAGGAACUCGAGUGCGGGAGACGGAGCCCCCUCCUCGGCAUGUACCAGCGAUUCUAAGGACCCCUCUCUCCGCCCGGCUCAGCCUGUCCGAAAAGGGGCUUCACAGUUCAUGGGAAAUGUAUACCACCCACCUACAUACCAUGACAUGCUUCCUGCUUUUAUGUGUUCACCGCAGUCAUCAGAGAACCAGGGUACAGUGGAACGAGGAUCUUUUCCCCUUCCCCAGCUCCGUCUUGAACCCCGUGUUCCCUUUAGACAAUUCCAGAUGAAUGACCAAGAUGGAAAAGAAAACAGGCUGGGAACAACUCGCCCCAUCCGCCCGCUGAGGCAGCUGGUGGGACGGGCGCCGCGGCCCACCAUCAUCAAUGCGGAAAACCUGAAGGGCCUGGAUGACCUGGACGCUGACGCUGAUGACGGCUGGGCAGGCCUUCAUGAGGAAGUGGACUACUCAGAGAAACUGAAGUUCAGUGAUGAUGAAGAGGAGGAAGAAGUUGGGAAGGAUGGCAGGCCUAAGUGGAGCAGUUGGGACCCCAGACGGCAGCGUCAGUUGUCCAUGAGCUCUGCAGACAGUGCUGAUGCCAAACGUCCCCAAGAGGAAGGAAAGGACUGGGGCGAAACAGUGGGUGUGACCCGUGUCGUCCGGAAAGUGCCAGAACCUCAACCACCUUCCAGGAAGCUUCACAGCUGGACAUCCGGCCCUGACUACCAGAAGUCCUCGAUGGGCAGCAUGUUCCGGCAACAGUCUGUUGAGGACAAAGAGGACAAGCCACCCCCACGGCAGAAAUUUGUGCAGUCCGAGAUGUCGGAGGCUGUAGAGCGAGCCCGAAAACGCCGGGAGGAGGAGGAGCGCCGAGCCCGCGAAGAGAGGCUGGCUGCCUGUGCUGCCAAGCUCAAGCAGCUGGACCAGAAGUGUAAGCAGGCUCAGAAGGCGGGCGAGGCCCAGAAGCCUGCAGAGAAGGAAGUACCUCGAUCUCCAGGCACCGAGAAGCUGCCCCCACAGGAGAAUGGCCCUGCUGUGCGCAAAGGCUCUCCUGAGUUCUCUGCCCAGGGAGCCACCAACACGUUUUUGGAAGAAGCCCCCAUGGUUCCUCCAGCUGUGGCCCAGAGUGGCAGCAGUGAGGAGGGAGCCAGGGAGGCUGGGUCCCCUGCACAGGAGUUCAGCAAGUACCAGAAGUCACUUCCUCCCAGAUUCCAGCGCCAGCAGCAGCAGCAACAGCAGCAGGAGCAGCUGUACAAAAUGCAGCACUGGCAGCCGGUAUACCCUCCACCUUCCCACCCACAGCGCACCUUCUACCCUCACCAUCCCCAGAUGCUGGGUUUUGAUCCCAGGUGGAUGAUGAUGCCUUCCUACAUGGACCCACGAAUCCCGCCCACUCGCGCCCCGGUGGAUUUCUACCCCUCUGCCCUCCAUCCCUCAGGAUUGAUGAAGCCACUGAUGCCCCAGGAUUCCCUCAGUGGGACUGGCUGUCGCUCUGAGGACCAGAACUGUGUGCCCUCACUGCAAGAAAGGAAAGUGGCCACCCUCGACCCAGCCCCCGUGUGGAGCCCCGAGGGUUACAUGGCACUGCAGAGCAAGGGCUACUCGCUUCCCCAGCCAAAAUCGAAUGACACUUUGGCCAUGGACAUGCAUGUCAGGAAUGAAAGCUCUUACUCUGCCUCACCCGGAAGGUCAGGGGGCGUAGGUGCCCAGCGCGAUCUCCUUGAGGAGAGAGGGGAGGAGUUCUUGAGUGCUUUUGACAAGAAGGCCCAAGCAGACUUUGACAGCUGUGUCUCUUCUCAAAGAAUAGGCCAGGAGCUUUUGUUUCCACCCCAAGAAAAUGUUCAGGAAGCAGGUGCUCCUGGGCGUCACACCCCAGACCUCAGGUGUUCCCCACUGGAGCCCGACUUUGCCCCAGCUGAGAAAAAGCAAGAGUAUAGCAAUUGGGAUGUUAGCCAUCCACCAGAGGCCACCGACACAGUCAACGGCAUCGAGAAAGGGGCACUCCGGGAGGAGCCGUCGUUUAACGUCUCUUCCUGGGAGAAGGAAGGGAGCCCCAACAAACAGCCGUCCCUGGAGCCCGAGUGGACAUCCGAGCCCCGGGGCCCCGGCAGCCAGCAGCAGGAGCAGACCGGCAGGACGCGGAGGUCAGGACCCAUCAAGAAGCCUGUCCUGAAAGCCCUCAAGGUAGAGGACAAGGAGAAGGAGCUUGAGAAGAUGAAGCAGGAACUGGGGGAGGACAGUGCCCGUGUGGCUAAGGAGAAAGGGCCGGUUCGCACGGCGGACAAGGACGAGGAUGAAGAGAACGACCCCGCGCUGGCCAAUUCCUCCCCCUCCCCCUUGGAGGACCAGGGCUCUGCUCGAGCUAGUUUGGGCCGCGAGGCCAGCAGGUGUGAAGAGGACGAGAAGCCCGACAGGGCCUGGGAGAGCAGACCCUCCCGGGAGUCGAGCGACACUCCCCCAACGAAGAGGAACAACUGGAUCUUUAUCGACGAGGAGCAAGCCUUUGGGGGCCGUGGACAGGCCCGGGGCCGGGGCCGUGGCUUCCGAGAGUUCACCUUCCGCGGGCGGCCUACGGGUGGCCCCAGCCUCUGCGGUGGGGGGGUGCUCGGGGCUCGGGGCAUCUACAGCAGUGGCCAGAGAAGCGGCCGUGGCCGGGGGCUGCGGGACUUUGGCCAGCCCGAAGACUUCCCUAGGGCCAAGCCGCGGCGGCGGAUCGCCAGUGAGACGCACAGUGAGGGCUCCGAGUACGAAGAGCUUCCAAAGCGGCGGCGGCAGCGAGGCUCGGAGAACGGGAGCGAAGGCUCGCUUCUGGAGCGGGAGGGCAGCACCCUGAGGAAGGGCGACUUCAGGGACUCCUGGCGCUCCAAUAAGGUGUGCUCCGAGGACCCUGGCGGCCCCGAAGCCAAGAGCCGGGGCCCUCGCACCUUCGGUCGGGCGCUCCCUCCGCGGCUAAGCAGCUGCGGCUAUGGGCGAAGAACCUUCGUGUCCAAAGAGGCCACCCACUGGCAGAGCAAGAGCCCUGGUGCCUCCUGGCCGGAGUAUGGCUCCCCGGACACGUGCGGGUCCCGGCGACCUGCAGACAGAGACUGUGUCCCCGAUGCCUACAGACACUCGGACUCAUUUGGUGCCAGGGCCUUCGAGGACAGCCGCCCAGAGGACAAGAGGCACUUCUUCCCUGAUGACCAUGCAGCCGACUCAGAGGGCGCAGAGAACCGGCCCUUCCGGAGGAGGCGCCCUCCACGCCAGGACAAGCCUCCGCGCUUCCGGCGCCUCCGACAGGAGCGGGAAUCCCUGGGCCUGUGGGGGCCUGAGGAGGAGCCCCACUUGCUGGCAGGGCCAUGGCCAGGCCGGCCCAAGCUCUGCCCUGGGGACAAGAGUGGGUCCCCUGAGCUCUCAUACCAGAACUCGUCUGAUCACGCCAACGAGGAAUGGGAGACAGCCUCUGAGAGCAGUGACUUCAGUGAGAGGCGGGAGCGGCAUGAGGGCCCCGGGGUCGAGCCCGACCCGCAGGUGGACAGUAGCCUGCCUGGGGCUGCCGUGGGCGAGAAGAAGGAGCUGGCCAAGAGGAGCUUCUCCAGCCAGAGGCCCCUGGCCGACAGGCAGAGCCGAAAGCUGGAGCCGGGGGGGUUUGGGGAGAAGGCCGUUAGGCCAGGUGGUGGUGACACUUCUCCCCGUUAUGAGAGCCAACAGAAUGGGACGCCUUUGAAAGCCAAAAGGUCCCCAGAUGAGGCCUUGCCUGGAGGUCUUGGUUGCAGCGGUGGGAGCAGCCACUAUGCCCUGGAGCGGGCAGCCCAUGCCACAUCGGACAUCCCUGAAGCCUCCUGUGAGAAGGCAGAGAAGGAGGCCAAGCUGGCUGCUCAGAGGGCGGGUGAACAGGGAGAAACCAUGAAACAGUUUGACCUGAACUAUGGAAAUUCCAUCAUUGAAAACUGCGGGUCCAGCCCUGGGGAGGAAAAUGAGGUAGGCCCCAUGGCGGGUGAAGGUUUCAUCGAGGUCCUAACCAAGAAGCAGCGCCGUCUGCUGGAAGAAGAGAGGAGGAAGAAGGAGCAGGCUGUACAGGUGCCUGUCAAGGGGCGAAGUCUUUCCUCCCGUAUUCCUCCUCGCUUUGCUAAAAAGCAAAACAACUUGUGCCUGGAGCAGAGUGAUGUGACUGUGCCCGGAAGUAGCCUGGGCACUGAGAUUUGGGAGAGCAGCAGCCAGGCCCUCCCUGUUCAGCCUCCAGCCAACGACUCAUGGACAAAAGCCGCCACUGCCUUCAAUAGCACCGAGCCCGGCUCUGCUGAGCAGGGUUUUAAGAGCAGCCAGGGGGACAGCGGCGUUGACCUGAGUGCUGAGUCUCGGGAGUCGUCUGCGACCUCCUCACAGCGCAGCUCCCCGUACGGCACUCUGAAGCCAGAGGACAUGAACGGGCCUGGCCUGGAGCCCAAGGCCGACAGCCACAAGGAGCAAGCUCAGAAACAGCCUGAGCCGAAGGAUUCAGAACAAGGCUCAGGACAGAGCAAGGAGCACAGACCAGGACCCAUCGGCAAUGAGCGUUCUCUGAAAAACAGAAAGGGCUCAGAGGGGGCUGAGCGGCUGCAGGGGGCUGUCGUCCCGCCUGUUAACGGGGUUGAGAUUCACGUGGACUCUGUGCUGCCGGUGCCGCCCAUUGAAUUUGGAGUCAAUCCAAAAGACUCCGAUUUCAGCUUGCCACCUGGUUCUGCCUCUGGUCCAGCGGGAAAUCCGGUUGUCAAACUUCAGGAUGCCUUGGCCAGUAAUGCGGGGUUAACACAGAGUAUUCCCAUCCUCCGGCGCGACCAUCACAUCCAGAGGGCCAUUGGCCUCUCCCAGAUGUCCUUCCCCACCGCCGACCUCACCCUGAAGAUGGAGUCUGCACGCAAGGCUUGGGAAAAUUCGCCCAGUUUGCCAGAGCAGAGCUCUCCUGGAGGCGGGGGCUCAGGCAUCCAGCCCCCGUCGUCUGUGGGAGCCUCCACCGGGGUGAACUAUAGCUCCUUCGGGGGAGUUUCCAUGCCGCCCAUGCCUGUGGCCUCGGUCGCGCCUUCUGCUUCUCUCCCAGGCAACCACCUGCCGCCUCUGUACCUGGAUGGCCAUGUGUUUGCAAGUCAGCCCCGGCUGGUUCCUCAAACGAUACCUCAGCAGCAGAGUUACCAGCAGGCUGCCGCUGCCCAGCAGAUCCCUCUUUCCCUUCACACAUCUCUGCAGGCUCCAGCCCAGCUGGGACUGAGGGGCGGGCUUCCCGCCUCCCAGGCUCAGGAGAUCUUCAGCUCCUUACAGCCCUUCAGAUCUCAGGUGUACAUGCAUCCCAGCCUGUCACCACCCAGCACCAUGAUCCUCUCUGGAGGCACAGCCUUGAAGCCUCCAUACUCGGCGUUCCCAGGCAUGCAGCCCUUGGAGAUGGUGAAGCCCCAGUCCGGCUCCCCCUACCAGCCCAUGAGUGGAAACCAAGCCCUGGUCUACGAGGGCCAGCUGGGUCAGGCUGCGGGCCUAGGCGCCUCCCAGUUGUUGGACUCCCAGCUCCCACAGCAGCUGACGAUGCCGCUGCCUGGCUCCCAGCUGCCUCUGCCGCGGUACGGCUCCGGGCAGCAGCCUCUGAUUCUACCACAGUCCAUCCAGCUGCCACAGGGGCAGAGCCUCUCUGUCGGGGCCCCCCGAAGAAUCCUUCCACCCGGCUCCCAGCCUUCGGUCCUUAACACCAGCAGAGAGUCCUCUCAGAUGGAGAUGAAGGGCUUCCACUUUGCCGACAGUAAACAGAAUGUUCCUUCAGGAGGCUCUGUGCCAUCACCCCAGACUUACAGGCCUAGCUCUGCUAGCCCCAGUGGGAAGCCCUCUGGAUCAGCAGUUAACAUGGGCUCUGUGCAGGGACACUACGUUCAACAGGCCAAACAACGAGUGGAUGAAAAAGCCAGCCUGGGAGCCGUGAAGCUGCAGGAAGCCCCCUCCGCCACCUCCCAGAUGAAGCGAACCGGAGCAAUCAAGCCUCGGGCGGUCAAGGUGGAAGAGAGCAAGGCCUGAAGGUGCUGGGCCACACCUCGCCCCCCUGAGCGCAGGGCUGCCGCUCGGCCCUGACCUCUGACGCAGCCAGACACGCGGACAUCUUGGAGAUCCACCGUCCAACCACCGGCCCGGACUGAGAGACCUUCCUUCCCUUGUCCACUCCUGAAAGCUCCAUUGUCCGACCAGCUUGCCCCCGUGGAUAUGUGGCAUUGACCUGCUCGCUUUCAUAUGAAGCAAACAAGCAAGCAAACUGACCCUGUCCCCACGUUGUCCCCGCCUCCUUUCCACCGUGACCGUGACCGUGGAGUGACUCAAGCCUUUGUGCAGGCCAGAAAACCCCGCCCCACCCACCCCACCGCCAGGGUGCUUUCUGCACCCCCCUCCCCCGCCUCCUCCCCUCCCCUCCCUCCCCCCUCCCGGCCCCAGGCACAGUGGUUUGGCAGCAGGGCCCAUUUUAGUUUGAGGCUUUUUGUUUUAAAAAGCAGCUAAAGUUUUUACAAAGGAGAAAGGAAAAGAAAACAAAAACCGAAGCUAUGUGUGCAUAGCUGAACUUUCAUACUUCUUUGCCACCCCCUCCCUCUGUCCCAGGACCACAUUUCCACCUGUCCCCUGCCUGGUCCACUGGUCUGUCACUGCGAUUCCUGAACAGGACUCUAAGGCAGGUGUCCCCGUCCCCGUGUCCCCCCCCCACCCCACCCCCACCCCCCCGUACGCUCUUAGUGAGUCAGCCGGUGCGGGUGCUCGCAGGAAACGUGGAGGGCUUGCCAGUGGGCAGCUCCUUGCUCGGGAGAGUGACUGAGAGGGAAGUUAGGUCAGUGUCACGGUGGGUUCCAGUCCCUGGCCUGAUAACCUCUGGAGUUUAGGGGCAGCCCAGUGAAGCUGGUGGCGUUUUUAGCGUAAGAAUGACACACAAUUUCUGUCCUGGACUCUUCUAACGCCAGUGGACAUGCUGACCACGGGGCACCUAAGGUGAAUCGUGGAGAUACAGAAUCACUGGUGUUUGCCAGUGCGGCCUGGACGGUGCGAGCUGACCGCCUCCGUGUCGGGGGCUCUGACACCCAGGGGGCUCUGACACCCAGGGGGCUGCUGUGUGACCCGCACGCCCUUCCUUGAAGCCUUCUGUGACAUACCCUCCUCUUUUCUUCCUGAGGCUGUCUCCUUCUUGUCUGGAUUCCUCUGUCCUGCCACCUUUCAUGCAGCUCGUCCCUGGAACCUGUGAGGCCCCUUCCCUUGGGGACAGGGCCGCGAGGACGUCUGUCUGCUGGGGUCUGUAGCCGAGGUGUGUGGCCUGGAAGGCUGCCACCAGGGCUUCCUUUUUCUCCUUUUCUUCGCUCCCACUGGCAGACCCAGGUGGUUGGGACAGAGAGGCCUGAGCUGGGCGCUGGGUGCCCAUCUUCCCAGACGGCUGGGGUGAGGUCUGCAGGGGGCGGGGGUCGCAGGUCUGACCGUCGUUCUGCAGUGGCCGCUAGCAAAAUGUUUGUGUGAGCCAUUUGAUACUGGGUUUUUGUUGUUUAUUUUUAAAAUAAGACCCAGAAAGAAAUCAUCCCUGAUGUUGUCAUUCCAAGGAUAGGGGAAGGGAAACCUGCAGGGAGUGUACAUGCUCUUCAGAGUAACUAACCAGCCAGCCAGUCCUUAAACUAGGUGCUGCCUGCCACCAGCGAUGGCUCCAAGGAGGACCAGGCUCAGAGGACAAGCAGUAGGUGAGUGGGGAGGAGCCCUGCACAGGUCCAGCCUCAGGGCCCCUACAGGGGUGUGACGUCCUGUGGUUUUGAGCUCUGUGUCUAGCGUACAAGCUGGGUGGAGAGAAGCGCCUUAGGGACGGUGUGGCACCCAUAACCUUCUGUCGUUCUUCCCUGCUUGAAGGAAACGGGCACACCCUGCCAGCCAGAGUGCCAACGUCUGUGGGGAGGGUGGGGUGUCAUCCGGAGAGGCCCAGUUUUCUUGAAAGUUGCUCUAGUGCUUCAUCUGCAGCUUUCUGUGUCCCUUUUCCUACCUCCACCCUCAGACCUUGCUUCUUACUAUAGCUGGUCAUCUUCAGGCCUGAAGCUUUAUUCUGAGGUCCUUUCACCAAGGGCUGCUCCCUUGAGUUGCCUGCGCUCACCUGCCCUGUGUGCUCAUCUGCUCUUUCUCUCCCCUGCAAGUGUGUGACUGCUGUCCCUGUGACCACCUGCCCUGCCUGGCGCUCCCCUCUGCUGCCACCUGCCUCUUUUGCCCGGCUCCCUCUACGGGAGCCACACACAUUCACCACCGCCUGUAUGUUCAUAAACAUGGCCGGGCUCACACACCUAAUUUUGGUGCACAUUGUACAUCAAAAAGGAACAGAGGUUUUCUCAUUUUGGAAUUCAACAGAACAGCCCAGGAUGCUGUGACAAACUCAAGGUGUACCCUUCAGGUGAACCAGCCGUCAGCGUGUCAGUACUUCCUGUUUUGAGAAAAAAUAAAAACAAAAGGUCACCUGUUCGCCAGCCCUUUUGUCCACCCCUGUAUUUUCUCCUCCCCCUCCCCAAUAAAAACAAAAAACACUAGAAUUUAUUUAUAUGUAUUGAUGUUGUAGGUCUAGGUGAAAAAAGUAAAUGUUUCACUGCUCUAUUUAUAUAUAAUGUCUGAAUUAUUCUGUGCAGGAAAGGCCAGGAAAUUGCAUGUGAAGUUCAGUGCAUUUACCACCUCUGUGUGCCCGAGCUGCAGUGUCUUUCCCACUAAGAUACAGGUUUUAAAUUGGGCUUAGGGCAGAGGGCCUGUCCAACCCCCCCACCCCCCCACCCCCCGUCCCUUCCUCCGUCUGAUGAAAUGCAGUUUGUAGUGCAGAGAGGUUUUAAGGUGCAAUAUCUCUUCUUUUCAUGUGGUUUUAGAACCAAGCUCAAGGUAAUAGAGCUUAGGGUCUUGUGGUUUCAAACCCCCAUCCUCAGAGCACACCUCCCUGCAGAGGCCUCUGCCAAGAUGCCACAGGGCCGUUGGUGGGAGCAGGUAAAGAUGACAUUUACCUUUCUGCUGUUGAUGAGACUAGUGGCAGGGGGAGGUGGGUAGUGUCAGAGCCCCCUUGCUGUCCCUUUGUCUCCCUCCUGAUGCUGGCAGUUUGGCCCUGGCCAUUGGUGGUACAGCCCGUUGCGCAGCAACCAGUAACCCUGCAGUAGUGUCUGUCCAGUGUCACCUACUCAUUGGGGUGAAAAUCCCAGAGUGGGGUCGAGUACACCCCCUGGAAACUUCUCUGCCAGUUAUAUUUGGUCUGGUUUUCUUUACUGUUGCUUCCCCCUUUUUAAUCCACAUUAUUACUGUUUUCAAACUCAGAAUUCAUUCACUUCUGGCUCUGGGUUCCUUAUGAGGGAAGACAGAGGAUGACUUACACAUUCAGAAAUCAGUUGAUUGAGUUCCAAAGCUGUGGCCAUGCCAGCCACUUCUAGGGAAUAUUGGGGAAUCUUGUUAAAUAUUGACUUUGGGUCUCUCCAGCUAUGCCCUCACCCUCCUGUCUUCUGGAUCUGCCCUUGGGAUGGGUGAUGAGGUUUGUGACUGGUGCUCAGGGCCCAGGAGGCUGAGGGUGUGCACACAGGUGCAUGGCCGUGUUCAGAAAUGGCCUGCUGAGACAAUGUGGCCACCUGGUAAAGCCCCUCCCUGCUGUUCGGUUCCCCUCCACCAAGUAGCUGCAUGUUGCCUCCCAAACCUGUAUUUGUCCCUUUUCACUUCUUGCAGAGCAAGCCUGGGUCUGUUGGAAAUGGCCUUUGACAACCGAGGACACUAGAGUGUUUGUGUUUUGUCAUGUUCUGUGCUGAAUGGGAAAUGCAGACUUCCAGAAAGCCAGCCCUUCCU
This is a messenger RNA of Nyctereutes procyonoides (raccoon dog), 12019 nucleotides long. It is a transcript of the gene PRRC2B, whose product is annotated as proline rich coiled-coil 2B. NCBI's taxonomy places the organism in Eukaryota, Metazoa, Chordata, Mammalia, Carnivora, Canidae. Gene Ontology annotation, biological process: cell differentiation. The transcript has 32 exons. The coding region runs from base 1550 to 8236 and encodes 2228 amino acids. The record is from RefSeq and is a predicted model, not a curated record.